Messenger RNA from Rotaria sp. Silwood2, 381 nucleotides. The record is from the annotation of a GenBank genome assembly. NCBI's taxonomy places the organism in Eukaryota, Metazoa, Rotifera, Eurotatoria, Philodinida, Philodinidae.
UGUCAAACUAAACAAGAAUGUCAUUUAUUAGCCAAAUCAAAUGAAAUGAUGUCAAUUUCAUCGGAUAUUCUUCAUGGAAAUCUUUCACAAAGAAAACGAGAACAAGUUUUAACGAAUUUUCGUCAAGGUAAAAUUCGUCUAUUAAUAACAACAGAUGUAUCGGCACGUGGUCUUGAUAUUCCACAAGUUGAACUUGUUAUAUUAACAUCACCACCACAGGAUUGGGAAUCUUAUGUACAUCGAUCUGGUCGAACUGGACGAGCUGGAAAAACAGGCACAGCCAUCUUGAUUUUUAAUCAUCAACAAAUACAACAAUUAAAACUUGUUCAAACAAAAGCUAACAUCCAAUUUAAAAAUAUUCAUCCGAGUUCAUUAGAUUGA